UGUUUGUAGUCAUCUGCAAGACCACCUUGUGAGCUUCAAAUUUUGUUGGAAGACAAUGUAGUAACUUCUUUACCAGCUUCUUCUCCUUGUACUUCUUCCCAAGUACAAAUGCUUCAUGCGCCAUACCACUGAGUUUUGCACUAAAGGUCGCCACAUAAUCAUUAUCAGACCACCUGAGAUUCUCAAACUGCGGCCCAAGAUGAUCUAGACGUGUCCUCUUGACACUCUCAUCUCCUUCAAACGAAUUCUGCAGGAUCUCCCACGCCUCUUUAGCCGAAGUACUCCCCUGAAUCAGCUGAAACUGCUCUGCUUCAACAGCUCCAAAAAUUACCGACAACGCCUUUGCAUUAAAUUUUGAUGCAUUGCGUUCUGCCUCUGACCAAUCCCCUUUUGGCUUAGGCUUCUUCUCACCUCCUGUGACUAUGGUAGGCUCCUCCCAACCAAUCUCCACAGCUGUCCACGCAUCUUCAUUGAUUCCUCGAAUCAUCUGCUUCAUGCGAGCCUUCCAAUGACCAUACUGGUCCGCAUUCAACACGAUCGCCUUCUGCACAGAGAUAAUCGUGUCCAUCUUCACCUUCAGGAUCACACCAGUAACUUAGGUGACCCGCUCUGAUACCACUUGUUAGUGCAAGAUGACACAACAAUAGGUAAUGUAGAAGAUAAAUCAAGAGACAAAUACACAAGCAAACACCAAUGCUUUAUUAGAAUCUCCUUUAAACAAUCUUUACAAGAAUUGCUUAUUCAGCUUUUGCACGUCUAGUGUUAACACCCUAACACACGCUACUGAAAGAUUCCUAAGCUACCCGCUUAUGUCUCUUCUCCGUCAAGUACUUCAGCCACUGCUUCAGCACGACCCAAGAACACCUCCAAGAGCUUCUCUCUCUCUAUAAGAUCAACCUCCGUGUCUCUGUCUCUAUACAGACGAACCCAUAGCUAUCUUAUAGUUAUUCUUCAUGUUCCCGAAACCCUAGUUUACAAGGCAACAUGUAUGGACAUCUUCCGUAACAAUAAGUGCAACUUUCCUUUUCUUGGAAUGCACUUAUUCCUCUUUCUUUAAGUCAUAAACUUGCUCCUCAAGUUUAUUCUUCUUUUUCAUAUCUCCAAGAUACUCCCUUGCUCUCCAAGUCUACACGACUCCAGCUCAGCAUCUUGACUCCACAUGGUCUUCACCAUUUAACCCGACGUCUGCUUCAGCAACUACGUCAGCGACUACUUCAGGACAGACAUCUUACAUCUUCAGGAAAUAAGAGAGCGCCACCACUAUUCAGUAGACUGCGUUGUAGCGAUUUACGUUGGUAUCCUUCUUUGGAAAAUGACUGGUUUUAUUUGGUCUAAUAAGAGAAAGUGAAGCAGACAGUGACACUAGAGAAGAUUCAGAACAAGCUUAUUCACGCUGCCAAGGAUUCGGAUAUGGAGACUGUUAGGAGACUUGUGGAGGAGAUGGAGGUAAGCCUCGGGGAAGAGAAGCAGAGUGGAGUUGUCUCCAAGAGGGCAAUUGACAGUGUUUGCGUGUGCCACAGUGAUCACAACACUUGGUAUAGUUAUUCUGGCUUUGACUCUGACAAGCGACGGUUGAAAAUAUGGAUUCUUAAUAGUCUUCUCCACGGUUACCAUCCUUUUUCAAUCUCUACUUAUAUUUUCUUGCCCUCUCUUUUUUUUUAACACAAGUAUUUUCUUGUCCUAAAACCACGAUCAUUAACUACAAAUGUAAUGUUAUUUUCUUGCCCUUUUGGCUUAUAUCAGUGAUCAGAUACUUUUGGCUCAUCCGUGACCAGAUACCAGGAAGGAAAAAAACAUUCUUUUGUAUAUAUAGAUUUAAAUAAUUAUUUAUAUUUAUAUAUCUAUAAAAUAAAAGUAAAAUGGUCUUUUACUCUUUUAAUGGAAUUUAUUUUCGUCACUUUUUUUGUAUGUUCUUUUAAUUAAAAAAUUCAUUUUAGGGUAUUUUGGAAGAUUUGUAUAAGGACAAUUCCCCGUAAUAACAUCUUUUAGUUUUUGUCUCAAAAAGGAUACUCGAAGCUAAAAGUCACAACAAUAACCUUCAUUAACUGUUCAAAAGACUAUAAUACCCUUACUUUAAAUUAUAUAAAACAAUUGAAAAAAAGUCCAAAACAUCUUUGAUCUCUCUCACGGCGACAAAUGAAACAUCAUCAUCUCCGACGAAGAACACUGACUUCAUCUCACGGCGACUCUGAUUUCUUUCCAUCAUCUCCGGCGAAGAACAUUGUCAUCAUCUUCGACGAAGCGCAUCGAUUCUCCAACGACGCCAUUUCGGUAUGAUUCCAAAGUCUAAGGUUUUGAGAUUCAAAUAUGGGGCUUCUAUCUUCAAUGAUAAUUGCUUGCGUUUUAGAGUUACUUGAGAACUUAUAAGUUUGCUUUGUUGUAUUAAUUGAACAGAUUUACUUUGAGCAGUACAAAAAUCUAAGGUAAUUCAUCUUAUAUUCUCGGAAAAAUAUCUGUCUUGUUGGGAUUUGAUUAUGUCGUUAACAUGUUCGAUAUAAUGCCUCUGAGAUUGGAUAUUUAGUAGCACGGAAGUUAAACGCUGCUGUUGUGAUCAGUAGAACUGUUCUUGGCUAUUUAUUUCCAUGUCUCUGUGUUGAUGUUUUAGUUCUCUUGUUUCUCUAAAAGUUAUAGUUUUUUUCUUGUUAAGAACACUUAUAAAAGUUAUAGUUUUUUCCUGUUCUCUUUAUUCGCAACUGUAAUGUGCCUCAUUAAAUGCGAUACUAAAAAAAUUGAUUUUUUUUUGUCUUGGUUACGCAGGACAUCAACACGAUGGGAGAUUCAGUACCUGAAAUACUAGCAUUUCCUGAGCUCAAGUAUCCUAUAAGAUCAGAGCCAAAGCCAAGAGUAUCAAUAAACCAAUACUCGAGCGCUGCUUAUAUCAAAACUGUCUCGGGUAUCUCAAGCCAUAAGAGUUAGACAGAAUCCGAGGGACAUUUUUUUCAUUUAGAUUGUUAUUGAAGAAUUUUCAGGAUGUCUUGAAGCAUUCUGUAAUUCUAUCAAGGAAAUAUUAAAAUGUGUUAUUAUUGUAAAACACAUAUGCUACCUAGGAUAGCUUAUGGUACUUUUAGGAUGAGUUUCCAGAAAAUAAAAUGAGUAAGCAUAAGCCUUCACUUACUAAGUAAAGGAAUAUAAUCCAUUGAUUUUUAUUCAAUUAAUAAAUAAAAAACUGAUCCGAUUCCAAGAGGAAUCGAACACGGGUUGAAACAAGUGUUUUAUUAAGUUUCGUACGAGAGGGGAUUUAGCCGUUAAGCUGAGGAGAAUCAUCUGGUAAUAGCUAAAACAUAAAUGUAUUUAACCGUAAAUUUUAUAUGAUAAAUGUUGGAAAGAAUUUGAAAUUUCUGGAUGAGUUUUCAGAAUAGUCGAAUAUCAGUGUGUUUCUUUCUAGCAAAGAAGUUUAAACUAAAAUAAAUAAAUGAGAUCAAAAACUAAAGAUUGAUAUCUGCAUAUUUGAGAAAUUUCAAAUUGUGAUUUAGAAUUUUGGAGAAAAAAAGAACAAAUAUACGUAUACCAGGAUUGGAACCCAAAAUCUCUGGGAAAGGGGGAAUAAAGUGUGGCCUAAGCCAAUAGGUCAAGUGUGUUUGAAGUGUUUGUUGGUGUAAGUAAGGGAAUAUAAUGAUUGAGUUUUAUUCAAUUAAACAAUAAAAAGCUAUCAUUUUCCAAGGGGAAUCGAACGCGGGUUGAGGCAUGUGCUUUAUUAUGUUUCGAAUGAGAGGGGUUUUAGGCGCUAGGCUGAGGAGAAUUAUCUUGUAGUAGCUAAAACAUAAUUUUAUUUAACCGUAAAUUUUAUAUUAUAAAUGUUGGAAAUAAUUUUAGAAUUCCUGGAUGGGUUUCCAGAAUAGUUGAAUAUCAGUGUGUUUCUUUCUAGUAAAGAAGUUUAAACUAAAAAAAUGAAAUGAGAUAAAAAAACUAAGGGCUGAUGUCUGCAUAUUUGGGAAAUUUCAAAUUGUGAUUUGAAAUUUUGAGAAAAAAUGCAGUUAAACCUAAAUUGUAUAUUACAAAAGUUGGAAAUAUCCAACUUAUUCAGGAUAGGCUUUCAAAAAAAUAUAUAUAUACGUGGUCUGCUUAAAUCAGGAAGGCUAUUCUCAUUAUGUACAAAAGCUUCCAAGAAGUUUUGGUAUACGCUCAUGCACAUAUUUCUUAACCACAAAAAAAAUCUGAACAAGAUGAAGCCAAUCCAAAUGAAGUAGAUGAAACUCAGAGAUGUUGGAAGAGACCCUAGAUGAAGCCAAUUCAAAUGAAGCAGAUGAAACUCAAAGAUGUUGGAAGAGACCCUAGAUGAAGCCAAUCCAAAUGAAGCAGAUGAAACUCUUGUAAAUGAGGUAAGCAGGCUGAGAUUCAAGUUCUCUCUGCUAAUGUGACUAUGCUCGUUCUUCUUCCACUUUUGGAAUUUUCUAGUAGUUUAGGAAGCUUUUGUACAUAUUUGUGAUUGCUUUCAUGAUUUUUCUUUAACAAGAGAAUGCACAAGUCGAGGAUGACACAAAUUGAUGGGGCCAUCAAAUCAGUAGCUGAACCAGAAGCCAACCAGUUGCACCAAGCAGCUAACCUAAAGACUAACCAGGAUAUGUGUUCAGUCAAAACUGCGAUCUCACCAACCAUGAGGAAUUUUUCCAUGAAACCAAUUUUAAUGCAUUUUACGCUCAAUAAGGAGUCAAACCCAAUUGGAAUCAUCAUCAAAUCUACUCGUACCAGGAAAAUAUGAAUUUUACAAACCAGAGGUUGUUCAUCUCGUCCAUCUGCGAGUAUCCGAGUUUAGAAAUUGUUUCAAGCCCAACAAAGAAGCGUUCCGACCCAAAACAAAGAACGGAAUUCAAUAUGGAUCUCUUAGCUUUCCAAAAAGCCAAGAAUGAGGAGGAAAGUCAAAGGAAUUAUGGAGUUAUGAUCAAUUUCCCAAAACCGGACAAACCAGUUCUGCACUUGCAGGCUGGGAAGCUGGGUCGAUGAGAUGGAUGGGCGAUAGGUCGAUCUUAUCGGUAAGGAUGAAGACCGGAUGGAAAGAUGGUGAAGACGGCCGACUUGAUGUUCCUUUUAAUCCAAUCUAACCUGGAAAAAUGAAGAACAAUGAGUUUAUGAAUAUUUAAAAUAAGAACAUGAACUAAAUAGAUAAAGGGAUGAAAUGGUUUAUGGAUAGAUGUUUGAUGAUGGAAGAUGGAUAGAUGAUGUUGGAUAGAUAUUGAUUGACUCUCUCAAUCCGUGAGUGCUGAUUGACUCUCUCAAUCCGUGGAUGCUGAUUGACUGUCUCAAUCUGUGUCUCAAGGCUCAUGUAUCACACAAAGAACCUAUGAACCACGAGCGCAAUAGAAAGUGAAAGGUAUAAUAUUUUCACAUUGACAAGCUAGCUACACUUAUACAAGAUGAAAAUGACAACGACACGGAAAUGCAAAUAAAUUUAUGUACUAAGCUUUCAAAUCAUUUCGAAAAUCAAAUCAAAACAACAUGAUCAACCCCAAAAUCACAAAAUCCCGAUCUAUCAUCUACAUUAAACUCUGAACCGAAACAAAUAAUCAAUUUAACAACAAUGUAACUGCGAACUGAAAGUAAACAUCAAUUUGGAAAAAUUGGGAAUUUAAACUUCAAUUGGAUACAAAGUACCUGUAAAAUGAUGAGACGCGAAUCAAAGAUGAAGUACGACGAGAUGACGGUAGAGCCUUUCAAGCGGAACAGUGAUGGCGGAUCCGACGGCAGAAACGAUGUCGGAGACGACGGCGGAGAAAAUUGGAGACUGCACUUUACGGUUCUCUUGUCGACGAUGAGAAUCUAUUUUAAUUUUUUUUCUGCAAUUUAAUAUAGUUAGGAUAAAGAAGGAGGGUAACAUGGAUAUUAGCCAUCUUAAUUGAAACCUAUAUUUGUGACUUUGGGCCUUUGAGGCUAGAUUGGAAGAAAAAGUUGAAUUGGUUUAAAAGUGGAUUUUAAUCUACAAAGGGACAAAUGACAAAAAAAAAAUCUAUAACCACCAAAACUAAUCUCUUAUGGGACAAAUGAGUGUAAGUUAUGAUUAUACCCUUAAUGAAAGCUCAACAUCAACCAUUGGAUCUGAUUCUUCACGUUAUAAUCUGAGCCGUCCGAUCUUUAAAGAUGAAAUAUUUACAUUAAUGCCAUUAAUGAAACUUGUCUCUCAGCCGCUGGAUCUUAUGAGCCUGUUUUAAUCUUAGCCAUCAGAUUUUGUCUGGGUCCCACUGAAAAUUUAAUCACUCUUCUUCUUCUCCAUUUCUUCUUCAACCAUACCCAACCACGAAAAUUCAUUUCCUUCACCAACCAAACCUCUAUUCUUCAACUCUUCACCCACAAACCUUUACCUCUGUUUCUUAGGGUAUUUUUACAAGUUAUGACACCGUGAAACAUCCCAUUUGCGUCGUCCUUGGUUCUGAAAUCUAUUGGAAGUAUGGAUAGCAAUGGAUCUGUGGUGAUACACUUUGAACAUGGUGUAGACCGACAUAUUUCUACUUUGGUGAUGAAAGGAAGAUAUGAGGAGAUUACUUAUUCCCACUUGGUUGAUAGAAUAGGCAAAAAACUGAAGAUUGAUGUAGAUGCCACCAAGCUUCAACUGAGUUACUUUCCGCUGGUCUUGAAUAAUAAAAAUUCUUGUUAUAUCUUGGAUGAUGAAGAUGUUUUAGGAUAUUUGAUGAUGGUAGAUAAGAAGAACCGACGUUGUGUCUUGCAUGUGGAACUUGCCAAAAUCGUCUCAGAAAAUCAGAGCAACGAGAUGUUUUCUAUGAAUGAGGAAAAUCUGAGUGAUGCCAGAGCUAAUGAUGGCAUGGUUGAAGUUGGAGAGCUGGAAAUUGUUCCUCAUAUUCAGGAGGAUGAGUUUGAGCAUGAGAAAAUCAGUGAAGAGGGUGAUGAAAUGGAUGAUAGGGAGGAGUUGCCGGCUGUUACAGCAGUUGAACCUCCUGUUGUCAAUUCAGAAUGGGAUGAUGGCAUUGAUAUUAGUCUUCAUCAAGAAUUUGCGACUAGAGAAGAAGUGAGGGAUUUAGUGGACAAAGGUGUGCAUUCCAAUUGUUUUGAGGUUGAUAUACAGAAGUCGAAUCCUCGGGUUUACAUAUUGAAAUGUCGUGGGGCUGGAUGCAUAUGGUAUUUACGAGCUGCAAAGCUGAAGAACUCUGAUUUUUUCUCUAUCAGAACGUAUAGAAAGAUUCAUACGUGCUCUCAUGGAGAUGCAAGUGUCAUGAAGAAGAAGAAAAGAGGCACGCCAAGCUUGGUCGCAUCAGUGGUGCACUCUGAUUAUCCCGGCAAAUACAAGACUCCGGAUCCAAAGACUCUCAUAGAUUUGGUGCAGAACAAGCUGGGUGUUAAGGUUUCAUAUUCUACGGCUUUGAGAGGGAAAAAUAAAGCUUUGAGUGAUUUACGUGGUAACCCGGAGGAGAGUUUUGCUAGGCUGCCAUCUUACUUGUACAUGUUACAAAGGAUGAAUCCUGAUACCAUUACACGAUUAGAAGUGGAUGAGAAGAACCAGUUUAAGUAUAUGUUCUUUGCGCUCGGAGCUUGCAUCGAAGGGUUCAAGGCGAUGAGGCAAGUGAUAAUAAUGGAUGGAACUCACCUGAAGGGUGUGUACAAAGGAGUGCUUCUCAUUGCCACUGCUCAAGAUCCAGAUCAUCAUCAUUAUCCCCUUGCUUUUGCAGUAGUAGAUGGUGAGAAAAAUGCAAGCUGGGAGUGGUUUUUAACUAUAUUAAAAACUUUGAUACCAGAUGAUCCUCAGCUUGUAUUUUGUACUGAUAGAAACCAAAGCAUCAUCAAGAAAGUACACGAGGUAUACCCAUUGGCGAUCCAUGGAUAUUGCAAUUAUCACUUGUCUAAUAAUGUCAGCGGAGCUUGCAGCAAUGUUAACAAGAAAGGGGUUGCCAAAAAAUUUAGAAGUAUUGCUGGUAUUUACAGUGAGGUGGAGUUCAUCAAAUGCUACAACGAUUUCAGGAAAAUGUAUCCUCAAGCGGCCGAGUAUCUAGAUGACAGUGUUCAUGAGACAAAAUGGGCAAGAUGUAAAUUUCCGGGAGAAAGGUACAACAUAGACACAACCAACACUGUUGAAUCUAUCAUUGGUGUAUUGAAGGAACCAAGGAAAUAUGCGUUGUUGCCAAUGCUUGAUGUGAUCGUGGAAAAGAUAACAGAAUGGUUCAACAAAUACCGUCUAUUUUCUCUACGCGUACCAGAGAGGCAGAUACUAAUCCCACAUGUGCAUGGGAUAUUGCAUCACAUGUAUCCUUCGGCGAAAAAGCUGAAGGUGACCGAGCUAAAUACAUUUGAAGGUCACUACAAUGUGCUUGGCGAGGAUGGUCAUGGUUAUUUGGUUGAUCUGAGCAACAAAACAUGCUAUUGUAGGUGUUUUGAUAUUGAUCGGUAUCCUUGUGUGCAUGCACUUGCUGCCAUCAUGGCGCGUGGAGAAAUGGCUGAACAUUAUUGUUCUAGGUAUUACUGGAUGGAGCAGUGGACUUUGGCAUAUUACAGGACAAUAUAUCCAGUGCCUCAUCAUUCAACAUGGGAAAGUUCUGAAAUUCCUGAGGAAAUCCGAUAUCAGGUUGUCCUCCCUCCGUAUGUGGAGAAAAAAAAAGGAAGACUACAAGUUACUAGAUUCCCAUCUGCCGGAGGAUAUCGGAGGAAGAGAAAGAAGAAGUUUCCACCAUUGAUUGGUGAAAACGAAGAAAGUGGCAGUGAUGGCACUGACAGUGAUAGCAGUGGUAGUGACAGCAGUGACAGCAGUGGAAAUGGGAACGAAUGAGGUGACAACGAAGGAAGUGGUAACGAAAAAAAUGAUGAAUGAGUCUCAUUUGUGUUGUAGAAUUUAUUUGUGUGCUGUGGAACUUAUUUGUGUUGUAGAAUUUAUUUAUGUGGUGUGAAACUUUAUUUAUGCAUUAUGUUGUUUCAAUCAGGUAAUACAGGUGCAACAUGGUAAAACUUGAUAAAAUAUAACACUCAUAUAUUUGUGUUGUCUUACUGGUACAACUCGUAAAACUCAAAUAGGUUCGACUGGUAAAUCUAGUACAACUAUGUCUAAUUUACUAAAAUAGGAUCUACUAGUAUAACUACUACAACUGUGCAGGUUGUAAAAUUUAAAUAUUCUUUUGGGUGUUCCCUAUUAAAAAACCAAUCAAAUAGUCUAAUUUUUAAGUGUUUGGAAAGGUGUCUUUGUGUUUUGUAUUGUGUUCUUUUUUUUUUUUAGAUUUCUAACUCCAUCACAAAAGUUUGUUUGAUCUACCUUAUACUUUGAAGGUUUGUUAACUUGUUUGUCCACUUAUUUUUUUCAAAACAUGCAUGACAAGUAUUUUCACAAUAGUGAUGAUUUCAUUGUAUCCGGGCAAGCAUAUGUAAACAUACAACAGUUGUACAACUAAGGUAAUUGUAUUUUUUAUAUGGUACAACUAAUAUUUUUUUAUUUCACUGCCAAAGUAUAACUAUGUACAAACUGGUACAACUAAUA
Molecule: messenger RNA, 9403 nt
Organism: Brassica napus (rape)
Lineage: Eukaryota; Viridiplantae; Streptophyta; Magnoliopsida; Brassicales; Brassicaceae
Exons: 2
Coding region: 6380-8704 (774 amino acids)
Molecular function (GO): zinc ion binding
Source: RefSeq, a predicted model, not a curated record